CGUUUCGGGUAGGGGUUGUUGAAUGAGUAGCGGGACGACCGACGUCGCGACGCACUCCGUCACAGCCACCCUGACGGGGAACGGAUGUCCGAGUGCUCCGUAGCCAGCGACUCGAACUGAAAACGUGCGCCCGAGUUUCUACGAGGAACCAAAAGGACGACGAAACGAACGGUCGUGUGUGUUUCGACGAAUCGAAGGACAGAAAGGGAACACCGCGCCGCUGUAUCGAAACUACGAAUCGUUUCACGGAAGUGGAAACGUAGAACGAACACGAAAUCGAACGAGAAGUUAUUCGAAUGAUAAUCGCAGAAAAAAUGUUAUUUGCAACCGUCGUUUUAGCCGCCAUCUUCGCGUCCUGUCAAUGUAUACCACUGAUCGCUUCGAGAAAUACAUUGGAACAGGACGCGUUGGAUGCUGUAAUCGCGUCUGGGUGUUCGCCCAAUGGAGGCUGUUGGGAAUGGCUACCGGUACGAGAAGCUCGUGAAAAUAUCGCUACUUUGCCAGAAGACAUUCCACUACCGAAAAUGCAAAUGCGACGAGAGGCAUUGCACGGGGAUCCAAACGCAAUAAUAGAAUCAUGGAACGAUGACGAUCCAACGGUAGAUAAGAGAGUUCGGUCAUUGUCAACGAUUGCCAAAAAAAUUGAAAAUGGAACGUCGAAGAAGGAUGUACUUACGUCUCGUAGCAGGGGAGCUGUUGGAAUGCCCUUUUCUGUUUUAUAUAUGAAUCAACACAGUCAUCGGGGUAAUUAUAACAGCACUGCACAACAGCAACAACAGGUGGCGAAAACGACGGAGACUUCAGCGCCAUCUGCGGGUCACCCUAACUAUCGAAUCGCGAUACGCAAUGGUGCACCUUCCCAGCCAAGAAGACAAUACUCAAUAAUACCACAGUUAUUUAUAUCGUAUGGAUGGGGCCCAUUUGGAAAAUGAAGAGAACCGACUACUUGGAACAUUACAAUAUAAAUAUCGAUCUCAUAAUUUCGGUGCACAAAGCACCCGUUGAAAUUCCGAGUUUCAUACUUUAAAACAGUGACAUACUCCGAUAAAAUCUCUAUUCGCAUAAAAUAUACUCGUUAAUAUAAAUUGCACCAUAAAACGAUUCUUUUUUUCUUCUUUCGAAUUGUUCACUGUUCUAACAUUUUGUAAAUAUUAUUUAAAUCAUUUUAGUCUAGUUAAUAUCGUUAAUGAGGAAUGACUAUGCUUAAAUUUAAUUUUUUAGAAUAAA
This is a messenger RNA of Colletes gigas, 1227 nucleotides long. RefSeq lists its product as uncharacterized. The record is from RefSeq and is a predicted model, not a curated record. NCBI's taxonomy places the organism in Eukaryota, Metazoa, Arthropoda, Insecta, Hymenoptera, Colletidae. Bases 297 to 932 code for a protein of 211 amino acids. The transcript has 4 exons.